Synchiropus splendidus (mandarinfish) is the source of this 4775-nucleotide messenger RNA. It is a transcript of the gene plcb3, whose product is annotated as phospholipase C, beta 3 (phosphatidylinositol-specific). The record is from RefSeq and is a predicted model, not a curated record. The transcript has 34 exons. Bases 365 to 4141 code for a protein of 1258 amino acids. Gene Ontology annotation, molecular function: calcium ion binding; calmodulin binding; phosphatidylinositol-4,5-bisphosphate phospholipase C activity. Lineage: Eukaryota; Metazoa; Chordata; Actinopteri; Syngnathiformes; Callionymidae. Gene Ontology annotation, biological process: lipid catabolic process; phosphatidylinositol-mediated signaling.
AGAGACGUCAGGGGAGAGAGGGAGGGAGGAAGUGGAGAAAGUUGGUGGAGGAGUGAAGAGAGGGAGCAGAUGGGAGGAAGGAAGCACAGGAUCACUGGCAGCGCCUUUUGACCACCGAAAACCUUCAAAACGCGGAAUCAACGCGUGGACGCGCCCGCUGGACGCGCCGCGGUGCUGUUCCCCUCAUGUCUGACGAACUUUGACUGAGCGAGCUUCUCCUCCUCGCUCGCUCCUCUGAUCCCCGGAAGAGAAGAGACAAGACGCCAAGAGUCGAGGAGCUUCGGAAGGACGGAAGUUCGUCCCCGGCAGAAGCGAUAGCGAUAGCCGCGCUUGAAGCGUCGUCGCUUGGGCACAAGUGUGCGCUAUGGCCGGGGCCAAGCCGGGAGUCCACGCUCUGCAGCUGAAGCCAGUGUGUGUCCAGGAGGCGCUGCGGAGGGGGGGCAAGUUCAUCAAGUGGGACGAGGAACCCAACAGUGGCCCCCCAACACUGGUGACGCUAAAAGUGGACCCUGAUGGCUUCUUCCUCUACUGGACGGGAGGCGCUAACCUGGAGGUGGAGAUUCUGGACAUCAGUACGAUCAGAGACACCAGGACUGGGAAGUUUGCCAAGCAGCCAAAGGAUCCAAAGGUCCGUGAAGUGCUCGGUUUCGGGAAAGGUGAGAACGUCGAGGGGAAGCUGGUGACCGUCGUUUACGGCAACGACUUGGUCAACAUCUCCUUCCUCAACUUCCAGGCCAUGCAGGAGGACACCGCCAAGAUUUGGACAGAUGAACUUUUCCAGUUGGCAACAAACAUCCUUUCACAGAAUUCGUCGCGGAACAUUUUCCUGCUCAAAGCGUACACCAAGCUGAAGCUGCAGGUGAACCAGGAUGGAAAGAUUCCUGUCAAGAACAUCCUGAAAAUGUUCUCGGAUAAGAAGCGAGUGGAGACAUCACUGGAGCAGUGCGGCCUGGUCAAUAAUCGGUCCGAGGGGAUUAAGCCAGACGACUUCACCUGGGAAGCCUUUCAGAGGUUUCUGGACAGUCUUUGUCUGCGGCCUGAGAUCCAGAGCAUCUUUGAGGAGAGUGGCUCUAAGGGGAAGCUGUUUAUCUCCUUGGAUCAGCUCAUGGACUUCAUCAACCGAAGACAAAGAGACUCCAGGCUCAAUGAGGUCCUGUACCCGCCGCUCAAACGAGAGCAGGUUCGGCAGAUCAUGGAGAAGUACGAGACCAACAGCAGCCAGCUGGAGAGAGACCAGAUCAGUCUGCAGGCGUUCAGCCGUUACCUGGGAGGAGAAGAGAACAGCAUCGUUCCUCCAGAGAGGCUCGACGUCAUCGAUGACAUGAACCAGCCGCUGUCGCACUACUUCAUCAACUCUUCACACAACACCUACCUGACCGUGGGUCAGCUGACUGGGCUGUCCUCCGUGGAGAUGUACCGGCAAGUUCUGCUCACCGGUUGUCGCUGUGUGGAGCUGGACUGUUGGAAAGGACGGCCGCAAGAUGAGGAGCCGUACAUCACACAUGGCUUCACCAUGACCACUGAGAUUCCUUUUAAGGAGGUAAUAGAAGCCAUCGCUGAGAGCGCCUUCAAGACAUCGCCAUACCCAGUCAUCCUGUCUUUCGAGAACCACGUGGACUCAGCCAAGCAGCAGGCCAAGAUGGCAGAGUACUGCAGGACCAUCUUUGGAGAUGCACUUCUCAUCGACCCCUUGGAGAAAUACCCGCUGGUCCCGGGUCAGCCGCUUCCUUCGCCGCAGGAGCUGAUGGGAAAGAUCCUGAUCAAAAACAAAAAGAAGCAUCACCACCAUCGUCCAUCCAGCAGCGGCAGCAUCCGGCGGCGGGAGCUGGAAGAGCAGACUCCGCCUCACAACGACUGUCCUCUGAUGGACGGGGAGGGAAGUCAGCUCAUGACCAACGGCGAGGAGAAGCUCGCGGAGAGGAUGAUGAAAGAUUUAGAACCAAGGAAGUCCAUAGGAGGGGAAGGAGAGAGUGAGGAUGAGGAGGAGGAAGAGUCCGUCACCGACCUAAAGAAGCCCAACUCAGAUGAGGGCACGGCGAGCAGUGAAGUGAACGCCACUGAAGAGAUGUCCACGCUGGUCAACUACAUCGAGCCGGUGAAGUUCAAGUCCUUUGAGGUGGCAGCAAAGAGGAGAAAGUUCUUUGAGAUGUCCUCAUUUGUAGAAACCAAAGGGAUGGACACGCUGAAGAGUUCCCCGGCUGAGUUUGUGGAGUACAACAAGAACCAGAUGAGCAGGAUCUAUCCCAAGGGAACCAGAGUGGACAGCUCCAACUACAUGCCUCAGCUCUUCUGGAACGUCGGCUGCCAGAUGGUGGCGCUGAAUUUCCAAACACUGGACCUGCCCAUGCAGCUCAACAUGGGCGUGUUCGAGUACAACGGUCACAGCGGCUACUUGCUGAAGCCCGAGUUCAUGCGCAGGACGGACAAGCACUUUGACCCUUUCACAGAAAACAUCGUGGAUGGCAUCGUCGCUAACACGAUCAAGAUCCGGAUCAUCUCAGGUCAGUUCUUGACCGACAAAAAAGUGGGCGUUUACGUGGAAGUGGACUUGUUUGGACUUCCUGCCGACACCAAGCGAAAGUACAGAACCAAAACGUCGAACGGGAAUUCUCUGGACCCAGUCUGGGAUGAUGACCAGUUUGUUUUCAACAUGGUGGUCCUUCCGACCCUCGCCUCGCUGAGAAUCGCUGUGUUUGAGGAGAACGGAAAGUUCAUCGGACACCGGAUCCUUCCUGUGUCAGCGAUCCGACCAGGUUUUCACUACAUCAACCUGAAGAAUGAUCUCAACCAGCCCCUGCUGCUGUCGUCUCUGCUGGUCUACACUGAAGCCCAAGACUACAUCCCCAAUGAGCAUCAGAAGUACGCUGAAAUUCUGACCAACCCCACCAAGCAUGUGAGUGAGCUGGACAAGCGGGAGACCCAGCUGGCUGUUCUGAUCAAAGACAACUCUGAGCAUGUCCCCGACCUGCCCAGAGAGGGCGACACCAGGAAGGAAUGUGAGGCUGCGCCGGGAGGUCACAUGCUGCCACCCCCCUGCAGCACCCCGACCUCGACCUGGCCGAAGGAAGACUCCCCUGACAUCCCCCUGCACGUCCCCGCUCCCAGCCAGAGUCAGAAGGAGGACUUGAUAGAAACAGUUCUUGCAGACAUUCAGGUGCAGCCGGUGGAGGAGUUGAAGCAGCAGAAAGGCUACCUGAAACUCAUGAAGAAGCAAGGCAAAGAAAUGAAAGAGCUGAGGAAGAAGCACCUGAAGAAGGUUUGGAAUCUGAGUAAAGAGCAGAAGAAUCGCCACAGUCAGCUUCAGUCCGAUUCUCAGAGGAGGCGGAGUCAGAUGGAGAAACACCUGCACCGCAGCAUCAGGAAGAACGAGCCUCAGGAGCAGGUGCAGCGGGAGCUCUCCGCUCUGACGCAGGAAAUUGAGAAGCAGACGCUGCAGCUGCGAGAGUGGCAGAUGAACGAACUGCUGGACCUCAGACACAAACAGCACACGCUGGAGAGAGAGAAGCAGCAUUCACACCUGCAGGAGGCCUUCCAGAAGCUGAAGGAAACGGCCCAUGAGUGUCAGGCGACGCAGCUCAAGAAGCUGAGAGACAUUUGUGAGAAAGAGAAGAAGGAGCUUCAGAAAAUUCUAGACCGAAAGCGUCAGAACAGCAUCAGCGAGGCGAAGAGUCGGGACAAAGACGAAGCAGAGGCAGAGCUCAACGACAUUAACAGAAAACACAUUCAGGACUCAGUUGCGCUGAUCAGAAGAUUGGAGAAAGCUCAGUCCAAAAGGCAGGAGAAGCUGAUGCUCAGGCAACGAGAAGUUCUGCAGAGGAUUGAUGAAGAGAUGCCUCAGCUCCACGCGCGUCUGGAGGCGGACUUGGAGAUGGAGCACGAGCGCCUCCCGCAGGAGAUCUACGAGCACCUGCAGGCGGAGCUCCAGCACAAAUCCUCGCGGAAAGAAGGCUUCUUCUCCCCUUUGUCCAAUCACAGUAGCUCCACUUCCAUCUGCUCCACCCCCUCGAACCCGUCCACGCCGACGCGCAUCUCGUGGAGCCGCAGUCUGGACACUAGCACCAACUCUCUGGCUGAGUCUACGUCGUCGUCAGCUACACCCUCAACGCCGGUGCUGUCAGAGGCUGAAACCUCGCUGAGUUGAACUCUGCCUCAUUUGUGAUGACUUUGUUGUUUUAUUUUUUUUAAUCAGAGUUUUAUUGUCAUCGAGUCAGCACAUUGAAUUGAGACCACUCUUAUGCUUUUUUAAAAAUAAUUUCAUAUUAUUUUACCUCCAUUUCUUUUAAAGGUUUGUCUCUUUUAUUUAAGUAGAAAAACUUUUUAAUUAUUGACCAAGUCAUGUUUUUCAUCCCUGCCUUUCACGGAUCACUAAAAAUCUUUUUUUUUUUUUCUUUUUUUUUUUUUUGUGAUUUUGUUUUGAUUUUUACUUUGACCUGUGAAGUUGUCCUUUUUUCCUAACGUUAUUUGAUUUAUUUGUAAAAAUGUUGUAGGAUUUAAAAUAACUUUAUGACCUGGAUGUAAACUUGUUUAGAGGUGAUGUAAAAAGGGUUGGUGUCUGAAAACAUGAACUUUGUGAGAGUAUCUUUCAGUUUGAGAACGAAAACCACUGGAGACUGUAAGCUCCUCCGUCCCUCCUCGUCCUUGUGCUCUGUAUAUUUGGUUUUCAUUUUCUAGCGCUGUUAUCGUUUUCCUCUUCGUCCACUCGCACUAUUCUUCCUGAUAACACCUGGAUGGGGAGUUAAUGUCCGGAACUCUAACAAAGUUUAUUAAACUUGAUA